UUCCUUUUUCUUUUUACCAACGAUCUCUUAGCUUCAAAGUAUUGGUAGAUAUUCCACGCAUUUGCAGACCAAUAGAAAACUCUCUUAGAACUUGGAAGUUGGAGCUCCGAAGGGGACGGCCAUGGCGGAAUCUCGGCGCUCAUUGGGCCUCAACGGCUUUCUGUUUCUCUCGCACGUUUCAAUUUCUGUCUUCGCCUGCUUCUGCUUCCUAGUGGCUCAAUCGGCUCCCGAAUCCGCUCUCGUUGCGCGCCUCCCUGGCUUCUCUGGCUCCUUCCCUUCCAAGCACUACUCCGGGUAUGUGGAGAUCGAUAAAAGCCAUGGGAGGAAUCUGUUCUACUACUUUGUUCAAUCGGAGAGGAAUCCGGUGGAAGAUCCGGUGGUUCUGUGGCUCAAUGGCGGCCCUGGUUGCUCCAGCUUCGAUGGCUUCGUUUACGAACAUGGCCCAUUCAACUUUGAAGCAGCAAACACAACCGAUGGCCUUCCGAAGCUUCAUCUUAAUCCAUACAGCUGGUCGAAGGUCUCCAACAUUAUAUAUUUGGAUUCACCUGCUGGCGUUGGUCUGUCUUACUCAAACGAUGAAUCUGAUUAUACUACUGGUGAUCUGAAGACUGCUUCUGAUUNGUCAAUGACUUACUAUGCCGGCCCAUUCAACUUUGAAGCAGCAAACACAACCGAUAGCCUUCCCAAGCUUCAUCUCAAUCCAUACAGCUGGUCGAAGGUUUCCAGCAUUAUAUAUUUGGAUUCACCUGCUGGCGUUGGUCUGUCUUACUCAAACGAUGAAUCUGAUUAUACUACUGGUGAUCUGAAGACUGCUUCUGAUUCACAUAAAUUCCUUCUUGAGGGAAAUGGAGUUGCAGAUGAUGUGUUUGAUGGAAAUGCUCUUGUUCCAUUUGCACAUGGGAUGGGCCUGAUCUCUGAUGAGCUGUUUCAGCAAGUUGAAGAGGCCUGCAAAGGAAACUACUAUGAUCCCCAUGACAAUGCCUGUGAGAGCAAGCUUGACAAAGUUGAUGAGCUGGUUGAUGGCUUAAACAUAUACAAUAUUUUGGAACCAUGCUACCAUGCCCCCGACACGAUAAAGACCAUAAAUAUUAGGAUGCCGAGCAGCUUUCGAGAGCUCGGUGAGACCGAGAGGCCUCUCGCGGUGAGGAAGAGGAUGUUUGGACGUGCCUGGCCCCUUAGAGCUCCUGUGAGAGCUGGCAUUGUUCCAACUUGGCCACAACUCCUUGAAAGCGUGGAGGUUCCAUGCACUAGUGACGAGGUUGCAACAGCAUGGUUGAACAAUGAAGCUGUGAGGAAAGCAAUCCAUGCUGACAUGAGUUUGGCCGGUAACUGGGAGCUGUGCACUGAUAAAAUUAACUUCAACCAUGAUGCUGGGAGCAUGAUCCCAUACCACAAAAACCUUACCUUGAAAGGAUAUCCAGCUCUUAUUUACAGUGGCGAUCACGAUCUGUGUGUUCCGUACACCGGGAGCGAAGCUUGGGUUCAUUCGAUCGGGUACAAGACCAUCGACGAAUGGAGGCCUUGGCUAUCCAACGAUCAAGUUGUCGGGUAUGUACGAGGCUACGAGAACGGUCUCACUUUUCUAACCGUUAAGGGAUCUGGACAUACUGUACCUGAGUACAAGCCACGGGAAGCUUUGGAUUUCUACAGUCGAUUUUUAGCUGGAAAACCAAUAUGAAAAAGAUAGGCUUGUAAUCGAACUCUUGCAACUCUACUAAGUUGGAAAAGAUAAAUAAUGGCAAGAACAAUAUUAGUUCUUAGUAUUUCACAUCCUUCUUCGAGAUUAUUAAAUUUCUAUCAA
Momordica charantia (bitter melon) is the source of this 1801-nucleotide messenger RNA. Lineage: Eukaryota; Viridiplantae; Streptophyta; Magnoliopsida; Cucurbitales; Cucurbitaceae. The record is from RefSeq and is a predicted model, not a curated record.